Messenger RNA from Asterias rubens (European starfish), 2294 nucleotides. RefSeq names its product alkaline phosphatase, tissue-nonspecific isozyme-like. Gene Ontology annotation, molecular function: alkaline phosphatase activity. Gene Ontology annotation, biological process: dephosphorylation. The coding region runs from base 16 to 1443 and encodes 475 amino acids. The record is from RefSeq and is a predicted model, not a curated record. The transcript is spliced from 9 exons. Lineage: Eukaryota; Metazoa; Echinodermata; Asteroidea; Forcipulatida; Asteriidae.
UUCGUUGGUGAUGGAAUGGGGAUACCAACCGUGACUGCAGCCAGGAUUCUAAAGGGACAACAGGCUGGGAAUACCGGGGAAGAAACAGUCCUUGCAUGGGAAGACUUCCCACAUGCUGCCCUCUCUAAGACGUACAACACUAAUGCCCAAGGUGCCGAUUCAGCCGGCACAGCUACGGCGUUCUUCUGUGGAGUGAAGACGAAAUCUGGAGUAAUUGGAGUCGACGAUCAAGUCAUCAGAAGUGACUGCAAGUCAGGAUUAAAUGCCAGCGUGGAUUCCAUCAUGAUUGAUGCACAGAAGGCAGGUAAAGCUACGGGGUUCAUCAGUACUGCCAGGGUGACACACGCUACGCCAGCGUGUCUUUAUGCCCACUCUCCGAACCGGAACUGGGAGAAUGACGCCGAUAUACCUCCUGAAGAAGCGGCGUAUGGCUGCACCGACAUCGCACAACAACUCAUUACGCUGGGAAAGAAUACUAAGGUUAUCUUAGGAGGGGGUCGAGCUGAGAUGACCCCUAAUGACGUAGCUGACGUGGAAUACCCAACUCGUAAUGGUUCCCGUCAAGAUGGAAGAAACCUUAUAGAUGAAUGGCUGGAAAGCAAAGACAGUGAGAGCAGUAGUUACGUCUGGAACCUCGACCAGUUCAAUGCCGUAGACCCUGAAAACACGGAGUAUCUUUUAGGACUUUUUGAGAGAAGCCACAUGCAGUUUGAGGUCGAUCGGAAGGAUGAUGCGGGAGGUGAACCUUCAGUUGCUGAAAUGGUUGAGAAAGCUAUCAAGAUCCUGGAGAAGGACAAGGAUGGAUUUUUCCUAAUGGUGGAAGGUGGGCGCAUAGAUCAUGCUCAUCACGAUGGAAAUGCCGCCAUUGCACUCACAGAAACCAUCGCGUUUGAGGAGGGUCUGAUUAAAGCAUUGGAGCUUACCAGUGAUGAAGAUACAUUGUACAUCGUUACAGCUGAUCAUAGUCACGUGAUGUCAAUGGGAGGCUAUCCCAGCAGAGGGAACCCAAUUCUAGGUUUAUAUGACCUGGCUGACGCGGCUGAUGGUAUGCCAUAUACCACCUUAUCUUACGCCAAUGGGCCUGGUGGCAUUCAGGAACAGACAAGCUACCAGACGACUGGCAGAAGACGUAACUUGACCGAAGCCAACUUUGAUGACCCAACGUUUUUCCAUUCGGCCAUCUUCCCAGUCACAUCAGAGACCCAUGGUGGCGAAGAUGUUGCGAUUUACGCCCAUGGACCUAUGUCACAUCUAUUACACGGUGUUCAAGAGCAAAACUACAUUCCGCAUGUUGUACGUUACGCGGCGUGUUUGGGAAAUACAGAACAUUGUGAUGGAUAUGUUAACCCGUGCACAGGUGGAGCGUCGGCAUCAAUCCAACGAGAUCUCGCGGGAAUAUGUCUUGUUCUUUUGAGCAGCUUAAUACCAAUCUUCCUAAACUAACGUUUUCAAUUAAGAGGUUAAGUCAAACAAUAGUACUAAUAUUGUGUUUAGUGACGUUUUAUAUCCUUUUAAUGCCUGCCGUACACAUGUGUACGUCUUCAUACUUUUUCAGAAAAUGUUUUUAAUCGUGCAUUUACUACAAAUUUCUGUUGGCUACAAAUGCAACCAAACUGACAUAACAAUAAAUACAAUAAAACUUUAUUGUCCCUGCACGGAAAAUUCCUUUGGCCUUUUGCUCACACAAAAACACACCAAUACAAAGGUACAAUUGAGUUAAAAGGGGGUUAAACCGUACCACAGAGAAAUGGUGGGCCUUAACACAAAAUUAAAAGUGCACCACAUACAUUAUAAAAGGGCAGAUACAGAACAAGAACACUAAACAACAACAACAGAAAACAAACAAUAACAACACAUGCGUUCAGAUCUCAAAUGAUACAACAACUCACCGUUCAAGCUGCCCAUUAUUUAAUUGAAUGGCAGCCGGAACAAAUGAGCUGCCAUACCUCCGGGUCUUGAUCAUGGCUCUUUGAAGAAAUCGAUUGCUUCUAAGGGUUUUCUGGAAUUUCAAGUGAAGUGUGUGAGAGCUGUUGAAAGUAAAACAAUUGACUUGAUUUGAUUGAUUGAUUGAUUGAUUGACUGAGUAAGUGAGUGAUUGAUUGAUUGACUGAGUAAGUGAGUGAUUGACAAUCAUAGAACACUCGAGGGCGCUACGUUAGCAUCACCAAUACGGCUGCCCUCAUAUUAAACACCAGGUUUUGGUGAGUUCUCUUCUAGAUUGUUGUUUGAAUUCCUAUGUUUUAUGACAAUCUUAGUUAUUUUUUUAUAAAUACUGAUUGCUUAUAGACCGAGAA